AUGAGUGGACAUUAUGAAAGGGAUCAAACGGACGAUUCCAAGACCAAGAUGAAAGACGAAAUCCAGGCAGAUUACCAACAACAGGGUGCACACGUCGGAUUCAUCGAACAUGUUAGCGGUUCGCACAACCCUAUCAUUGUUGGUAGUCAAGUCACCUACAAUUUCAAUAACGCUCCGCCGCCAGAGAGGGCAGGUGCUUGGAAUGCUCCCCAGAAUGCAGAUGACUUGCCUGCAGUGGAACCCGACUGUAAAGGUUCCUACGCAGCUCUUAAGAUGAAGACAGCUCGACCCACGCAGGACAUGCUGAAUCAAGAAAAUACUUAUCAGCUAACGUCGAAGUGCAAAGGACUUGCGUUCAUUCUAAACAACAGCGUUUUCAACGGAGGCCAGCUGCGGAAAGGCUCACAGAUUGAUACGGAAAACAUGAAACAUCUCUUUAAAGAACUCGGAUAUACACCAAUUCUCCACGAGAAUCUUAAAGGAGAGGAUAUCACCAAGUUUUUCAAGGAGUUUGCCUCCAUGUUCAAUCACACUGGCGUAAGUUACGACUCAGCCGUGAUAGCAUUGAUGAGCCACGGCCAUACGGGAGUCAUUCUCGGCAUUGAUGACGUUCAAGUGAAACUGCGAGAUUUGCAGCGGGAGCUGGAACCCCAUAACUGUCGGGGGCUGGAUGGGAAACCCAAGAUGUUCUUCGUGCAGGCGUGCAGGCGAAAAUUUGUUACCACACUACCCGUAAGUCAUGACGGGCCCAACACUGCGUCCGGUGCCCAAGAAUCUAACCAACUUCUCGAAGAGUUAGUCCUGGAACAACUAGACACCUUCGUUGCAGAUAUUGGGAACCCCGCGGAUGUAUACUUCGCUUAUGCAACAACGGACGGUUAUCUUUCUCUGCGGAGUGAGGUCAGUGGUUCUUUCUUCGUUCAAGCUUUAUGUGAGGUCUUCUUCGCUCGAGCCCAUCUGGACAAGCUAGAUACACUGAUGACUAAGGUAAGAGCUCGAGUAAACAGCAGGAAAGGAAAGCUGUUCGACCAGGAAUUAAAACGUGUUGUUACCGUCAUGCAAACGCCGGAGUGCGUCAAUCGCACGCUCAAAGAUGUCUACUUCCUCCCUAAUUAUCCAUAA
Messenger RNA from Patiria miniata (bat star), 1122 nucleotides. RefSeq names its product caspase-3-like. The record is from RefSeq and is a predicted model, not a curated record. Lineage: Eukaryota; Metazoa; Echinodermata; Asteroidea; Valvatida; Asterinidae. Gene Ontology annotation, molecular function: cysteine-type endopeptidase activity. The coding region runs from base 1 to 1122 and encodes 373 amino acids. Gene Ontology annotation, biological process: proteolysis. The transcript has 8 exons.